UCCAUCUCCCCUUUCUCCCCAUCUCUCCUUGUCUCCCCUCCCUCUUUCUUUUCCUCCCUCCCCUGUCCCCCACCUCUUCCCGGUCUUCCUCUCCCUCUCUCUCCCUCCCAGCCACAGUCCGCACAGCCUGGCGCGCGGGCGUGUGCUCCCAGCGCCGCUCCUUCCGUGAGCCCCGCGCUGGCGCAGCCGCCGCCGCGGGCGGGCGCGAUGCCGGGAUGGGCCUGAUCUGGCUUCUGCUGCUUAGCUUGCUGGAACCGGGCUGGCCCGCGACGGGGCCCGGGACACGGCUGCGGCGGGAUGCGGGCGGCCGUGGGGGCGUCUACGAGCACCUCGGCGGGGCGCCCCGGCGCCGCAAGCUCUACUGCGCCACCAAGUACCACCUCCAGCUGCACCCCAGCGGCCGCGUGAACGGCAGCCUGGAGAACAGCGCCUACAGCAUCCUGGAGAUUACUGCGGUGGAAGUGGGCGUGGUGGCCAUCAAAGGGCUCUUCUCUGGGCGGUACCUGGCCAUGAACAAGAGAGGACGGCUGUAUGCUUCGGAGCACUACAAUGCAGAGUGUGAGUUCGUGGAGCGGAUCCAUGAGCUGGGCUACAAUACUUAUGCCUCCCGCCUGUAUCGCACAGGGCCCAGUGGGCCAGGGACUCGGCGGCAGCCUGGUGCCCAGAGACCAUGGUACGUGUCUGUAAAUGGCAAGGGUCGGCCACGCCGGGGCUUCAAGACCCGCCGCACACAGAAGUCCUCCCUCUUCCUACCCCGAGUGCUGGGCCACAAAGACCAUGAGCUGGUGCGGCUGCUGCAGAAUGGCCAGCCACGAGCUGCAGGAGAGGGCAGCCAGCCCAGACAGCGGCGGCAGAAGAAGCAGAGCCCAGGAGACCAUGGCAAGAUGGAACCCUUGUCUCCUGGGGUCGUUCCAGGCACCCAUCUGGAGACAGGUGAACUGGCUGUGGCCUAA
Alexandromys fortis (reed vole) is the source of this 953-nucleotide messenger RNA. It is a transcript of the gene Fgf3, whose product is annotated as fibroblast growth factor 3. Bases 216 to 953 code for a protein of 245 amino acids. Gene Ontology annotation, cellular component: cytoplasm. The transcript has 3 exons. Gene Ontology annotation, molecular function: growth factor activity; fibroblast growth factor receptor binding. Lineage: Eukaryota; Metazoa; Chordata; Mammalia; Rodentia; Cricetidae. Gene Ontology annotation, biological process: positive regulation of cell population proliferation; positive regulation of gene expression; positive regulation of protein phosphorylation. The record is from RefSeq and is a predicted model, not a curated record.